Molecule: messenger RNA, 1291 nt
Organism: Centrocercus urophasianus (Greater sage-grouse)
Lineage: Eukaryota; Metazoa; Chordata; Aves; Galliformes; Phasianidae
Gene: NPS
Product: neuropeptide S
Exons: 3
Coding region: 415-924 (169 amino acids)
Biological process (GO): positive regulation of synaptic transmission, GABAergic; positive regulation of action potential; neuropeptide signaling pathway
Cellular component (GO): extracellular region
Source: RefSeq, a predicted model, not a curated record
CAGCUUUGACAGGUGUCUUUUUAGCUCAGCACUGACAUCUUUUCUUAGGCUGCAACUUCCUGCAGGAUCUAUUUGAGAAGUUUCCGAACGCAUAAAUUACGUCGGCACACACAAAGAAGAACAACAGAAAUGUUAAUUACUGCCACUUUCCAAUUGCUGAGUCUCUCCUUAAUGGGUUGAGCAAGUUUUGUCUGGUGUGCUUUUUUCUUUUCUUUCUUCCUCUUUUUUUUCUUUUUCUCCAGAUAAAUUAUCAAACGACUUCAACAUUUGGCGAUGGUGCGCUCGGAAUAAUGAGAGCUUGUUUUUCACGUUGUUGCUCUUCAUGCAGAUCCUUUUUCUGAAGGCACGCUAAGGGAGCUGACAAAAAACGCAAUAUGAUUUAUAAGCCCAAAAUACUUUCUGCCAUGCUUAAAGAUGUUUUUGCCAAAAGCGCUGUUCUUGUCAUAUCCCAUAAAAAGCAUGAAGGUGGUGGUGUGGGGAGAUGGGAUGGGGACGUUUGUGGAUCGCCCGCAAGGUGCCGUGUGCUGCCAUCCAUGGGUGGUGACGUUUGGCGCAGGUUUCGCAUCGCUGCACAAUUUGAUGGCAUCUCAGAUCUGCCCCGUGCUGGGAAAUGGGACCGUCAGUGCCGGUCUAUGCAGGUUAAACCUUCUUUACAUCCUUUGGAUCUCAGCAGUGUUUGUGUGCUCGGCUUACCCAGUUGGCCCUUCCAUGAGCAGCAAUCCUUUUUAUUUGAAUUGCCAGCUGUAUGGAAAAUCUGAUUACUGCCUGGUGCUGCUGAAUAGCUGCUUAGCCAAGGUGGGCAGGAGCGAAGAGCUGGCUCUCCUAAAGCCUCCCUUCCUGGAGAUGCCUUUCAACAAACGGUCCUUCCGCAAUGGUGUGGGAUCAGGAAUUAAAAAAACUUCCUUUCGAAGAGCAAAGUCCUAAACAAAUGUUCCAAGCCGUACCCUCGGUUUUAGCAUCCCAUGCCCAACUUUGUGCUUAAAAUCACCUUAAUGCUUUUUUCUGCCAAAACCAUCAGACACAAAUGUACCCGUGUCUUCAUCUUGUAAGCAGAUGUUUAUUUCAAAGAGCACAAGCCAAGUGGAGCAGAUGGGAGCACUCAGAAUGGGCUUUGUUUUUGGAGUUACAGUAUCAUAAAGUUUUGUAUGGAAAUGAAUGUUUUCAUUUGGUUAAUUCCCCUUCUUUGUAAAGCUACAGACUCAAUCAGCUGGCUCCUGAUUAGCACAAAGGCAGCCGUCCUGUCCCAACCCCUCUUGUUGCUGCCAGCUGCUGUGGCAGCGUUCGCACAGAU